AAGAAAAAUCAUGACCAUAGUAUUUACAGUAUCAGCACCGGGAAAAGUUAUAUUGAAUGGCGAACAUUCUGUGGUAUACGAUAAGCCAGCCCUGGCUGGAGUGGUUGGAUUGCGAACGAACGUCACUCUUAAAGAGACUGAUAACGAUUAUGUGAAAGCCGUAUUUGAUUCAUUCCCCGACAUAUCACCCAGCUAUCAUUUGAACACUUUAAAUGAAUUGCUCAAGAAACUACAGAAAAAAUUCAAUGUCGUUGACCUGCUCAACGAAUUGGAGACUGAACACGACGCAUUUCUGGUAAUAGUACAACAAUUUGUUCAAGAGAACACACAAUUGGAUGGCAUCAGUGACGAGCAAAAGAGUAUUAUGCACAAGAUCAUGACGGGCAUAGUGUAUUUGCUUGCAGCUUUGGAAGUUAACUACGCUGCAUCGAAUGGCAUUGAAUCGGCCUUGAAGCGAGGAUUCAAUAUUGAAUUCAAGAGUCAAAUUCCGAUUGGUGCCGGUUUAGGUAGCUCAGCAGCGUUUGCUGUUUGUGUUGCCGCCAUAUUUCAUGUGUAUGCAUUAACACAUUCACAGCCAAACUUUGUGCGAACAUUCGUUGAGACAGCUUCCGAAGAAGAGCGUCAAUUUUUCAAUAACACGGUGUCAUCGUGGGCCUAUCAAUCCGAACGUAUUAUGCAUGGAACACCGUCUGGCCUUGAUAACACCGUUUGCACAUUCGGCAAUGUUGUUCAGUACACGAAAACACCCAAGAAAUUCAUCAAUAUCGCACUUAAGUCGCCUAUCAACAUAAUGCUCGUCAAUACGGGCGUUAGCCGGAACACAUCGGAAAUCGUACACAAAGUGAGAGAAUUGAAGAACGAUCACACCAAUGUGAUUGAGUUUAUCUUUGAUGCGAUGGGUGCACUUGUUGAUGACGUUGUUCAGAUUCUAGAGAAUGUAAAUGAAGUGUCCGAUGUAGAGAAUUACAUGCAGCUCAAGCGACUUUUUUACAUAAAUAACAAUUUGCUACGUGCAUUGGGUGUUUCGCAUCCAGUGUUAGAAGAGAUCUUUGCGACUAGCGAGCGUCUUGGUUUUUGUGCCAAAUUAACUGGUGCCGGAGCAGGAGGGUUUGCUAUCAUUCUACUGCCGCCGUCCUAUGCUGGUUCCAAGGCAUUCCACAAUUUAUCAAAGGAGCUAAGUCAUUUUGAAACAAAUGUGACCACAAUUGGAGGGACUGGCUUACAAAUAUCCGAAUAAUACAGACAAAAAAAUAGCCACUUAAUAAGAGCUUAACUAUAUCUCGCUGGUGCUGGUCUUUCGUAGAGCGAUAGUCAUAGAUAGAAAUUUAAAGAGAAGCAAAAAUACAACACAAGAAUAUAUACUCAUUUCGCGUACAUUCAUAUAAAUGAAUGAGACGAUAUUAUUUAUUUUUCUGGCUUAAAUAAUAAUAGAUAUUACAAUAUUCCCCUAUGUAAAGUAUUACAACAACAAAAAAUGACAAUAAUAAAUUGAUUAAAUGGAAAUUGGUAACGGAAAA
Messenger RNA from Sitodiplosis mosellana (orange wheat blossom midge), 1517 nucleotides. RefSeq lists its product as uncharacterized. The record is from RefSeq and is a predicted model, not a curated record. Bases 11 to 1237 code for a protein of 408 amino acids. Gene Ontology annotation, molecular function: mevalonate kinase activity; ATP binding. Lineage: Eukaryota; Metazoa; Arthropoda; Insecta; Diptera; Cecidomyiidae. The transcript is spliced from 4 exons. Gene Ontology annotation, biological process: cholesterol biosynthetic process; isoprenoid biosynthetic process. Gene Ontology annotation, cellular component: cytoplasm.